GAGGGGCACGCUCACCCCCCACUUCCGGGGGGCGUGCAGAGUCUCGUGGCUUUCCCGCUUCCAGGGGAGGUUCAGGCAACCUGCGGAGCGAGGGGCUCUUUGGAUCUCCCUCCUCUCUGCCUCAGCAAGGUAGUCUUUUCAGAUUGUCUUGCCCAGGAUGUUCAGAGAGGCCACAGCCUUGGCCUGUCAUGCUCCAAAAGGACAAAAUGGACUCAGCUUUGUCAAAGUUGAAGAAGAAAAUGUUUGGAGGCAGGACUUCAGCCUGGAGGGAAACCUCCAGAGCCAGGAGGUUUUCCGCCAGCAGUUUAGACAGUUUGGCUACUCUGACUUCACUGGGCCCCGGGAGGCUCUGAACCAAUUGCAGAAGCUUUGUGAGCAGUGGCUGAGGCCGGAGGAGCGCUCCAAGGAGCAGAUCCUGGAGCUGCUGGUGCUGGAGCAGUUUGUGGCCAUCUUGCCUACGGAGCUGCAGGCCUGGGUGCAAGAGCACAGACCUGGGAACGGAGAGGAGGCUGUUACUCUGCUGGAGGAGCUGGAGAGGGAAUUCGACGAACCAAAACAACAGGACACAGCUCAUGGCCAAGAAACGAUCUGUAAAGAAAUGACACUCACGGGAACACGGAAGUCUCUGAGUAGCCCUCUGCAGUCCUUGAAGAACCAUUGCAGGAGUGAACCCCAGGAGCCCCAGGUUUUUCAGGAGAGAGAUGAGGCAGCCCUUCCAUUUCGGGUUGAGGAUGGAGACAGCAAGAUGAUGACUGACAAAGGAUUGACAGCAAAGAAAGAAAUUAUUGGAUGUGUUACAUCAGUGGCCAUGGCAUCUCAAGGAAGACUUCCUGGGGAACCUUCUCCAGUACAGAGAGUUGAAGAAACUAUGGGAUGUUUGAACAAUAGUGAGAAGCAAAGAGGAAGUGAUGACACAAGCAACAAAAUGAGUCCAACUUCUUCCCAGGAAAGCUGCUUCAGUCUGGCAACCUUUAAUGAGAACACCUCUUCAGAGCGGAACACCUUUAACGAGAACACCUCUUCAGAACGGAACACCUUUAACGAGAACUCCUCUUCAGAACGGAACACCUUUAACGAGAACACCUCUUCAGAACGGAACACCUUUAACGAGAACACCUCUUCAGAGCGGAACACCUUUAACGAGAACACCUCUUCAGAACGGAACACCUUUGGGUGUAACGAAGGUGAAAGAGGUCUCAGUCUAAACUUAGAUGACACCACACGGCCCAGAGCUCACACAGGGAAACUGCUCUAUGAGUGCGUGGAUUGUGGAAAAGCAUUUUGCCAUAGGUCAAAGCUGAUUAGACAUCAAAGAAGUCACACUGGAGAGAGACCUUAUGCAUGUAAAGAGUGUGGAAAAGCCUUUGGUUUCAGAACAGAUCUUGUUAGGCAUCAGAGAAUUCACAGUGGUGAAAAGCCUUACAAAUGUUGUGACUGUGGAAAAGCUUUCAGAGGCAGCUCAGGGCUCAUUAGGCAUAGGCGAAUUCAUACUGGAGAGAAACCUUAUGGUUGUGAUGAAUGUGGGAAAGCCUUCAGCCAGAGUUCUACUCUUAUUCAGCAUAAGAAGAUUCACAGUGGAGACAAAAGCUAUGAAUGUACUGAAUGUGGUAAGGCUUUUAGGAGAAGCUCUGUUCUUCUGGAACAUCAAAGAAUCCACACUGGUGAGAAACCUUAUGAAUGUAAUGAAUGUGAAAAAUCCUUUAACCAAAGCUCAGCACUCACCCAGCACCAGAGAACCCACUCUGGGGAAAAGCCUUAUAAAUGUUAUGAAUGUAGGAAAAUAUUUAGGCAUAGAUCAGGUCUUAUGCAGCAUCAGAGAACACACACCAGAGUGGGUAAAAGUUGUGUAAUUGUGAAAUGCUAGGAAUUCACUUUAAAGGUGAGACUCCACAAAAAAUGUUUUCUGACAGUAGGACUUUUGUCUUUUCAGCUCAGUUCAGUAAAAAAGAAAUCCACACAAAAAUGCUUACACAUUGAAAGAAUUAUAUCUAGAUCUUGUCUACAAAGACUGGUAUCUUCUAAAAAAGACUGACCCAUUUCUGAAUGAGGAUUCUCACCAAUAUUUUCUUCAUCCCAUCCCCUGCUACCGAUAGAACUGUCAUUGAGUACCUCCAUUUAAGUCCAUGACUGAGGCACAGAUCCUACAAGGUCUCUUUCUAAAAUGGAAAAGAUCACUGCCCAGCCAAAGUGUGUGUCUGAUUAGAGCAGCAUGUUUUAAGCUACUGAACUCUGGAAUGUUGAAUUGCGCUAUGAAAUGUCAUGCCCUAGAUCAGUUUAGUAUCCGAGGAAUGGAAGCUCAUUCUGCCCCCUUACCAGUUCUUUCAACCAAGCUUCCUGUUACAGUUUAUUCCCUUAUUCGGUACUUCCUGGGAUAACCAUUGGGAGAACAGACUUGGUCAUUGCCCUCUCAAAAUUAAGGGGCAAUGGAAUAUACCCAUUUGUUAAACAAGUUAUUAUGGUAGGAGGGUGGCAGUAACUUAGCCAGAUAAAUUCAGGGUUCUGUUGGAAGACAUUUCAGAGAUGCUUUACCUGAUCUACAAGUUAACUAAAGAUUUCUUGGGUGUGUUAUCUCAUUUGUAACCUAACAUACAGAAGUUGGCCUGACAAAUGGCAGAACAGAGGCAGAGUUUAUACUACAUACAUGGGAUAAUGAGAAGAGAGGAUCUGGAGACAUUCCUGUAUCUUGACUUCAAUUCCUGAUAGAGCUUUCUUUGACCCCAGUUCAGAAGCCAGGUUGGUUUCUUUUCCUGUUUGUAAUAGCCUGAGUUGGAUAACCUAUUUCAGCUCACAAGACCUCUAUGAUCUAAAAGUAUUUACAAUUAGUGUGGGAAAAAAGAAAUCCCUGGUGUUUCUAAUGUAAAGUCAUACAUGCACACCAAGGAAACAGCACGCGUUGGAAGCUGAGGGACUGGAGUCAGGAGUCUCCCUCAGCAUUAGGUUUGCAGAAUGGUUAGCCACUUGAGGGAAGUACAUACUAAGCCAAUCUCUCAGAUUCUACAAAACUCUUGAUUUUAAUUUGGCAAUUUUAAUUAGCCUACAAUUGCUGAGGGUAAUUUCUACUUAGGGAAAUGCACCAUUUUUGAAGACUUGGUAAUGAUAGCUAUUGUGAAUGGGGGGGGGGGGGUAAAAUUGGAUGUGGUUCUCGCUUCCAAAGGUUGCACAACUGUUAUUUACGAUCUAACUUAAAGGGAUAAUUCAAACGGACAGUGAAUUGCCUUUUCAUAUAGAUAACAAAUGAAUGACUCAAUGUUCUAAAUAUCAUGUAACCCUUUCGCUAAUUUUGAGUGUUGAGAAGUAUAAAUAAUCCAUAAUCCUGUUACUCAUAGCAAAAUUAACUUUUGAACCACUUCCUAUUAGUGUUUUUCUGAAAUCCUAAUAUUUUUGGCAAAAAUCUUUAGUAUAAUUUUUUUGCUAAUUUUAAUAUUUAUAUGUUCAGUAUGCACUCCAGUUGCUUAGUAUGAGCAUGUAAUGGAAUGUAUUGUUAUAAAACUGAAAUUUUAAAAUUUCGUUUUUAAAUCAUUCAUGUAAAGGAAUAUACACCAUGGGGGAGUUAGGCUGGAGGGUGGGUAGGAGUGUGGGGAAAAGUAGCACACUUAGUUUCUAGGUUACAUAAACAGCAUCAGGAAGCUGUGACAGCUAGACGUUUAAGGUUGAGUUGCUGGAGCACUGGAAUGAAAGCAAAUGCCUUUAAAAUUCAUGCACAUAACUAAACACACCCAGACAUCUUCAAUACUAAGUUAGAAAGAUCUUUGGAAUGACUUGAAAUUAUGUGCUUGUGAAUGCAAGUGCCUACAGAGGCCAGAAGAGGGCACUGGAUCCCCUGGAGUUACAGAGGGUAAACCGCCCAAUGUGGGUGCUGGGAUGGGGACCUCUGGUCUCCUACAAGAGCAGUACCGCUCUGAGCCAUCUCUGUAGGCCCAUGUUUUGAGUAAUUUUGAGACAGGGCCUCACAUGAAGCCUAGGCUGGCUGGAGAGAUGUGACUUUCUUCAGCAGUUCGCAAACAGGAGUAGGUUUUAGGUCACUGAAAUGACUGAACGCCUCAGUCCUCCCAUUCUAAUGCAGCUGUGAAAUGAGGGAGACAGGUGAGGCUGACUUAAGGUCCCUGUGAGGCACACACUGCUUUGUAACUGCCACUGGAGCACGAGGGAGGAGAGCAGGGCAGAGGCAAGGGCAUUCGUUGUUUUCUUCCAGAAAAAGACAACUUCCUUUCAGCUGUUGUUGGUGUCCACUCCACUGCAUAAAGAUUGAAACUUUGACCAGAUCAUCUUCUGUUCCUUUAACAUGAGGAUAUAGACGUGAGAUAACGUGUUCAUGCCUUCUGAAUUCAUGGAAAAGCACCAAUGAUGAAGUUGUUAAACUUAAGACUAGCCUUUUCCAGCCAUAAAUCUUCAAGCACUUAUGUUAACUUGCACAAGAAUGUGUAAUUUGAGGGUAGCCGUUUAAUAUUAUGAAGUAGAUAUGUUUGCAUUGAUUUCAUCAGCCAUGAAAGGUCAAAGUUAAGACUUGAGACAGGGAUGUCAGAGGGCAAGUGCUUAUUUUGGACUUUUGUUCACUAGCUGCUCUGCCUAGGGCUGGGGAUCUAGGGAUUAAGCCGGCAACCUUAAACAUGGUAAACUUAUGCUUCACAAUUGAACUAUUCUCCUGCCUUCCUCUAUAAACAGUAUUAGAUUUUGCAGUCAAACUUGAAAUAAAGAAAACCACACUAACUGUAA
Mesocricetus auratus (golden hamster) is the source of this 4713-nucleotide messenger RNA. RefSeq names its product zinc finger and SCAN domain containing 30 (gene Zscan30). Gene Ontology annotation, molecular function: DNA-binding transcription factor activity, RNA polymerase II-specific; RNA polymerase II cis-regulatory region sequence-specific DNA binding. NCBI's taxonomy places the organism in Eukaryota, Metazoa, Chordata, Mammalia, Rodentia, Cricetidae. The transcript has 4 exons. Bases 158 to 1864 code for a protein of 568 amino acids. The record is from RefSeq and is a predicted model, not a curated record. Gene Ontology annotation, biological process: regulation of transcription by RNA polymerase II.